This is a messenger RNA of Pungitius pungitius (ninespine stickleback), 1042 nucleotides long. RefSeq names its product nudix (nucleoside diphosphate linked moiety X)-type motif 15 (gene nudt15). The record is from RefSeq and is a predicted model, not a curated record. Bases 399 to 875 code for a protein of 158 amino acids. Gene Ontology annotation, biological process: dGTP catabolic process. Gene Ontology annotation, cellular component: cytosol. Lineage: Eukaryota; Metazoa; Chordata; Actinopteri; Perciformes; Gasterosteidae. The transcript has 3 exons. Gene Ontology annotation, molecular function: 8-oxo-7,8-dihydrodeoxyguanosine triphosphate pyrophosphatase activity.
GGCUUUAAAACGUGAUUAUAGUCCAUUAAAUGAAUAAAUAACCAGUAAUAGAGGCGAUGGCUUCAGGGAGGUCACGCUACGGACGAGCUCUGUAGCCAAAGAGUGUUUAACACGUCAAAGAAUACAUCUUUUACGCAGGCAAUAAAUAGUCAGCUAAUAAGAAUGACUGAUUCGGCAUUUUGUAGUAAUUUAUACAGCGCUAUAUUGUUGCCACCAUACAAGGCUGAACGAAGGACUAAAUUAGGGUUCCAAAGUAAAAACAACAAGAGAGUCUACCCUACAAUUUUUUUUAAAGCGAGGACGGAAGUAACUCGAAAGGAAACCUCUUGCCACUAGCUACUCCUCCGUAUAGCAACGAUCAUUUUAAGCUAACUUUGUGUUAUUUAUGAGUCGAACCGAUGUCAGAUAAAACCGUGAAACGUCCAGGAGUUGGGGUCGGGGUGUUGGUGACAGACUCGGCCCACCCGGGCUGUGUUCUCGUGGGGAAACGGAGGAGCCCGAUGGGCUACGGGACGUACCAGCUCCCCGGGGGCCACUUGGAGUUCGGAGAGUCAUGGGAGCAGUGUGCUCAGAGAGAGGUGCUGGAGGAAGCUGGGGUGAGCUUGGUGGACGUCCGCUUCGCCUCGGUGGUGAACUCCAUCAGAGUGGAGGAGCAGUACCACUACGUCACCAUAAUCAUGCAGGGAGAACUGGACCGGAAGCAGUCGGGAGAGCCCGAGAACCUGGAGCCGGAGAAGAAUGAGGGUUGGACGUGGACGCUCUGGGACCGGUUCCCUCCAGAGGAGCAGCUCUUUUUGCCACUUGCAGGUCUGAGGCAGCAAGGCUUCCAGCCGUUCAGGAACCCAGCGGCAAGCGGCGCCGAAUCUCAGCUUUAAGGCAGUCUCUUAACACUGUGAAGCAUUUAUCCUUCCCUAAAGGAUCACACAGAUAGACAUAUGUGAACUUUCCUCAAACAUUGUGUUUGUCUUAUGCUACAUACUGUAUUAUUUGUCAUAUUCUGUCAGAUUUGAAGCAAACAAUGACAAAUAAAAUGCAAAUGCGA